Nothoprocta perdicaria is the source of this 992-nucleotide messenger RNA. It is a transcript of the gene PROCR, whose product is annotated as protein C receptor. NCBI's taxonomy places the organism in Eukaryota, Metazoa, Chordata, Aves, Tinamiformes, Tinamidae. Gene Ontology annotation, biological process: negative regulation of coagulation. The transcript has 4 exons. Gene Ontology annotation, molecular function: signaling receptor activity. Bases 1 to 672 code for a protein of 223 amino acids. The record is from RefSeq and is a predicted model, not a curated record.
AUGCUCGUCCUCCCGCUCCUCUGCGCGGCCCUGGCGCGCGGUGCCGAGCAGGCGGCCCCACUGGCCUUCACCAUGCUGCAGGUGACGCGAGUGUCCGACGGGCGCUGCAGCUUCUGGGGCAACGCGACRCUGGGCGGGCGCUCGAGCCACCGCCUCGAGGGGCGCAGCCUCAGCCAGCUGCUGCCCCUGGAGCCACCGGCCGCCUGGGCACGCAGGAAGGAGGAUGUGGCCACCUACCUGGACUACUUUGCCAACAUGGUCAAGCUCAUCCAUAUGGAGAGGCGUAUUGAAUACACGCAGAUCCUGCGCUGCCUCCUGGGCUGCCACCUCUUCCCCAACGGCACGGCCCGCAGCUUCUACGACAUGACCCUCAACGGCACAGCCUUCCUCAGCUUCCAUGUGCCCACAGCCACGUGGGAGCGCCGCUGGCCCCACCAGGACGCCGUGGCCACCUUCGCCCACCAGGAGCUCAUGAAGUACCCUGAGACCACGCGGGACCUCCAGCACUUCCUCAAUACCACGUGUGUGGACAUCCUGAGGGCUCAGAGUGCUGGGACAGGGAGGCAGAGCAGCCGCUCGCACACACCGCUGGUGGUGGGCCUGACCCUCGGGGCCUUGGCCCUGGUGGCCAUGGCCGCAGGCAUCUUCCUGUGCACCGGCGGGAGCUGCUAGCAGCCCGUGCGCACCAGGGGAUGGAGCAGUGCCCGUGCUCAGCGAGGGAGACUGCUGGCCUUUCUGACACCGCCGGACUGCGCUGUGGACUCAGCUGCCCAGCGUGCUUGGCACCAGGGGCCAUCCCACCUGGUUCUGGGGACUAUUCCCAUGCCAGGUCUGCUGCUGACGUCUGCACAUGCUGCAGAAACGUGAGGUUUGCCCAUGCCCGGGAGCUGAGCGACGCAAGGGGAUAUGCGGCAGAGCAAGGCCAGGAGGCCACUAAUGGGCACGCAAGGGCUGGUGUCAUCCAUCCGGAGGGCCCCAGGGCACGCGGAGCA